Molecule: messenger RNA, 1420 nt
Organism: Mercurialis annua (annual mercury)
Lineage: Eukaryota; Viridiplantae; Streptophyta; Magnoliopsida; Malpighiales; Euphorbiaceae
Product: short-chain dehydrogenase TIC 32, chloroplastic-like
Exons: 8
Coding region: 167-1114 (315 amino acids)
Source: RefSeq, a predicted model, not a curated record
UUAAAUAUGUCACGCCAUUAUAGGGAUCACCUUCAACUGAAGUCCAACAAUGCUUAACAUGGGCUACCCAACAACAACAUAAUUUUUGUUAUAUUUGGUUAGUUUCUUGAAAUCAAUUAUAAAACAUUCACCAACUCUUUGCAUUUCAAGAAUCUGUGCAGAAAAAAUGUGGAUUUUCGGGUGGAAAGGGCCAUCUGGGUUCUCAGCUACAGCAACAGCUGAGCAGGUUACUCAAGGGGUUGAUGGAACUGGACUCACUGCCAUCAUUACAGGAUCAUCGAGUGGUAUUGGUGCUGAGACUGCACGUGUUCUUGCUCUGCGUGGCGUACAUGUGGUUAUGGCGGUACGGAAUUUAGAUGCAGGUGGAAAUGUCAAAGAAGCAAUACUUAAGGAAAUUCCAUCUGCUCAGAUUGAUGUUAUGCAAUUAGAUCUUAGCUCCAUGGCAUCAGUCAGGAAAUUUGCUUCGGAAUAUAUGUCCUCCGGUCUUCCUCUGAAUAUCCUGAUUAAUAAUGCAGGCAUUAUGGCAACUCCUUUCAUGCUUUCCCAAGAUAAAAUUGAACUGCAGUUUGCAACAAACCAUGUCGGUCAUUUUCUUCUAACGGAUCUUUUGUUGGAGACCAUGAAAAACACAGCACGUGAAAGCAAUCAGGAGGGAAGAAUUGUCAACUUAUCGUCAGAAGGUCAUCGCUUUGCAUAUCGUGAAGGGAUUCGUUUCGACAAAAUCAACGAUGAAUCAGGAUACAAUAGCAUAUUUGCUUAUGGGCAGUCAAAGCUGGCUAACAUUUUGCACAUUACUGAGCUAGCUAGGCGCCUUAAGGAAGAUGGAGUGAAUAUAACUGCUAACGCUCUUCAUCCUGGAGCAAUCGGCACUAAUCUUCUGCGUUAUCACAGCGUUAUCGAUGGCAUCGUAUCGCUGGUUGGUAAAUAUGUGCUGAAAAAUAUCGAGCAGGGUGCAGCAACUACAUGCUAUGUAGCAUUGAAUCCACAAGUCAAGGGAGUUACAGCUCAAUAUUUUUCAGACAGUAACAUAGCCAAACCAAGUUCUCAUGCUAAGGAUGCUGAUUUGGCCAAAAGACUUUGGGAUUUCACCAUCAGAUUGACCAAUCCUAACUAGCUUAAUGAUCUUCUCAACGAUGAAUUGUUUUGACCACUGGGAUAUUGUUAUUCAUGGUAUUGAUCAGACUCGAUAUCAUCUAGAUGGAAGUAGUGAUCCCAUUGAAUUUUAAGGCCCAAAAUUGUACUCUCUAAUUGGGACGAAAUCAUAAGUUAUGACGAAAUAAGGAAAAACUAAAUGAUCCAUUGUUCCUGCUUAAUCGGUUAAAAAACGGGCAGAGAAAAUGUCUCGAGCCGAUGUUUGAGUACCGGACACUACCGUACUGAAGUAACUAAUGUCAUAUUUCCAGGAAAAGCUAUUCUAUUA